AUGGAUGCUAGUAACCAUGAUAUGGUAGGAGUUCUUGCCAGAGAAAUGAAUACCAUUUUUUCUCCCCUAAUAAAGAAUGUAAAUAGGACUAACAAUGAUAAUGCCCAAUCAUACCAACAACUGUCAGCGCAGAUGGGACGCAUAGCAGAUUUCCUAGGCGCCCCCCAGUCCUUUGUUCGACGCAGACCAAACCAAGUUAUAAUCCAGGAAGAAGAACCAACUAUAAAUCAGGUUCGACCACCUAGACAAGCGCCUGACGAAAGGGUCAUGGGGUCAAGAUUAGAACAACAGCCAGUUCGACAAGAAGUCCCUGAAGUACAACCUAAGAGAGUAACGAUGGUUAAUAUAGACCAGGAUGUAGACGAAGUAAUUCAUAGGGUUAGGCAAGAAAACAUGAUGGAAAAUAACUUAACUACUAUGAUAGAGAGAAUCAUGGCCCAUAAUGGUUUGAAUACAGGACUUCAACGGCCAAAUUAUACCUCUCCUUUAUCAGAAUACGCCCUACAAACUGAAUUACCAAGGGGUUGUAAAAUCCCUAAGUUCACCAAAUUCUCAAGGGACACUAGUGAAUCCACUAUAGAACACAUAGCCAGAUACAUGACUGAGGCAGAGGAUUUGGCGAACAGUGAGAACCUAAGAAUGAAAUAUUUCCCCAGUUCAUUAAUGAAGAAUGCCUUCACGUGGUUUACAACUUUGCCACCAAAUUCCAUAGAUACUUGGCCUCAUUUGGAGAGAUUAUUUCAUGAAAAAUUCUACAUGGGCCAAACUAAGAUAAGUCUUAAGGAAUUAGCCAGUAUUAAAAGAAAACUCACUGAACUUAUAAAUGAUUAUCUGAAUAGGUUCCGUUUGUUGAAAUCUAGAUGCUUUACAGUAGUGCCUGAACAUGAAUUGGUCGAAAUGGCCGCUGGAGGGAACCUUGUCGAAACUGAAAAGAAUGAUAGAUAUCCUAAAAAGACUUACACAUUUGAUGUUACCAAAUAUGAUGAAAUCUUCGAUUUAUUAGUAAAAGAUGGCCAAAUGAUAGUGCCUCCUAAUACCAAAAUUCCUCCGGAUCUUAUUCAGAAUGCAAUUAAGGAUGGCCGCCUCAAGUUCGCUGACAGGGGGAGAAACCAGAUGAAGGUUGACACUGACCCCCUUAACAUUGCUGACACAAAUUAUGCCGAACCUGUCGAAAUCAACAUGAUUGACAUGGUGGAAGUGGAAGCUGUGAAGGAAACAGGAACUGAAGGCUAUGUGCUAGUUGCUGAUGUCGAACCAAAGACCAUUGAAGGUCUUAAUGGGAAGGCAACUGAGGCUACUGAGGGCCUAAGGAAGAAAUUUAAGGAAAUUUCAAUCGCUGAUGGCGCCAAUCUAGGUGUCAACAUGGUGGAUCUUAACCACCCCCCCCCACCCCCAAGAGAUGGAGGAAGUGUAGAGGUGUCUAAAGAUAGAGCAAGAGGGAAUUCAGUUUGGCUAUCCCAAAGCCAAUGA
Lathyrus oleraceus (garden pea) is the source of this 1470-nucleotide messenger RNA. RefSeq lists its product as uncharacterized. The record is from RefSeq and is a predicted model, not a curated record. The coding region runs from base 1 to 1470 and encodes 489 amino acids. The transcript is spliced from 4 exons. Lineage: Eukaryota; Viridiplantae; Streptophyta; Magnoliopsida; Fabales; Fabaceae.